Messenger RNA from Closterium sp. NIES-65, 732 nucleotides. The record is from the annotation of a GenBank genome assembly. Lineage: Eukaryota; Viridiplantae; Streptophyta; Zygnematophyceae; Desmidiales; Closteriaceae.
AUGUUAGAAAAAGCUACGACAACCUGCUGGAGGGGAAGGCAGGAUGGCACGGCGACAACCAUGCAUGGCACGCCCAUGCAGUGGGUGCACGCAGCCAUGUUGUCGUCUUUGCUUCUGACCAGACCAGACGGCCAUAGCCUUCUGCAAAAUGCCUUCAGCAUUGCCUUCCUCAUCGCCGCUUUCAGCACUGGUGGGAGAUUUGACUUCUCCCUCCCUCCUCCUCUCCCCUGCUCGUCAGUAAGCGCGUGCUCCCGCGACGAGAUGGCUGACGCCUUCCUCGAGGUGGGUGAUAGGGUUGGGGAGAGGUGGGCGCGGGGGAGGGGAGGUGUGGGGGCGGGGAGAGGGCUGGGGGAUUGUUGGGAAAGGGCUGGAAGAUGGCCGAGGGAGGGUGGGGGGAGGGUAGGGGCAUGGAGAACGAAAUCGGGUUCUCCCGCGACGAGAUCGCUGACAGCUUCCUCUAGGUGUGUGUCAGACCGCAUCAUGGUGCUGCGUAAGCUGGCGCAGGACAUGCGCGAGUGGAUACACCGGCGGGUGAGCCAUGGGAUAAGGGGUGAUUGUUAUGGGAUGGUGCCGGUAAGCAAUGGGGGGGCCCGCGAGGAGGGGAGAAGGGGGAUUAGAAAAGACGGAGGGAUAAAGGGUGCUGGCACAGGACAUGCGCGAGUGGCCGGCCUGCGGGUGGGCGAGAGGGGCAGAGAAGGGGGGGAGGGAAUACGGGGGAUAUGGAAGGGUUAA